Molecule: messenger RNA, 2407 nt
Organism: Plutella xylostella (diamondback moth)
Lineage: Eukaryota; Metazoa; Arthropoda; Insecta; Lepidoptera; Plutellidae
Source: RefSeq, a predicted model, not a curated record
CCUGAAGCCUCGAGCUCAGUACUGCGGCGGAGGGCCGCUCGAGUGGACACUUGCAUUCACUAAUUAUCUUAUUAAAUAUUAAUAGUAUUAAUAAAAGUUGUAUUGAAAUAACUUGUAUUGUGAUUGAUAUUAGAGAAAGGGCAAGGAUUUAAAUUGGGGAUAUUUGGAGCGCCAUCUCCAAAAUGGUUGCAGUAUCAUCAGCAGCCAGGCUACUGGCUCUGAUCUGCCUGAGUACCAGGGCAGCAGCGGAGUCCUGGAGGUUCCCUGACCAGGCCGCCGCGGAGGCGAUCAAGAUCGACAGCAAAGUGCAAUUUGUGGAUGAAGAGAAACGCCCCGAUAGAUCACAGAACAGCUUCAACCCUUCCAAAGUCCAAUCGGACGAGCCGGAUCACUUCGCGGCGGCGGAUGACACCCAGGGCUUCUACAACCGGCCCGGGCAGGCCGGCCGCUACCCGGUGCAAUCCGGGCCAUCACAGGGAGACGACCAGGACACGUAUGGACUGGUGCUCACCAGGAUUAGGAAUAACAAUCUGAAUUCAGAAACGGGUAACCAAGACCGAGCCAAUAAGCUGAAUUCAAACGUGUUCAACGAUGAGAACCAGUUCCAAUCCCUCCUCCCAAACUACGAGUCAUUCGGUCCGUUCCCUCCGCCGCGCCAGGACUCCGCUCUGUUCACGCCUGGAGGCGACGAGGGGCUGCUUGAAGGGGGUGACAGGCGCGGGGUGCUGGUGGGGCCGGGGGGCGGGCCCAGCGCGCAGGCCGCGGCGCAGCGCCCCGCCGUGCUCGUCGGCCCUGGCGGACCCACUGGCAGGGUCGGCCCUGACUUCAACAACCGCAACCCCGGAGUACUAGUCGGCCCAGGCGGACCCACCGGCCGCGUUGGACCCAACUUCAACAAUAACCGCAACCCCGCAGUCCUGGUUGGCCCGGGUGGACCUACAGGUAGAAUUGGACCCGAUUUCUCCAACCGCAACCCUGCCGUUCUAGUCGGUCCCGGUGGACCAACGGGCCGUGUUGGACCAGACUUUAGCUCCAACCGCAACCCUGGAGUAUUGGUUGGCCCCGGUGGACCGACAGGAAGAGUCGGGCCUGACUUCAACAAUCGCAAUCCAGGGGUUUUAUCCGGCCCCGGUGGGCCUACCGGACGCAUCGGUCCAGACUACUCGCGGAAUCCCGGAUACCCGGGCAUCCUCGUCGGUCCCGGGGGCGCCGGCCGCGGGGCGUACGCGCCGACAUACUUCAACCCUCGGCAGAACCGCUACAGAGGAGGCUUGCUGGUUGGACCAGGGGGGGCUACCGGGACCAUCGGGCCAGGAAGAGGCCUACUGGUUGGCGCCGGUGGACCCACUGGCAGCAUUGGACCACAAUACUCCGACCACGGUUUGUAAUUGAACCGUUAGUAACCCUGUCGUAGUCCACCUCUGUUAGUUAGCUGUAGUAGCGAUAGAGACCGUGUGGUAGAGUAGAUAGUGAUUAACGUAGACGUGUGAGUUAUUAACCCAAGGUGUGAAUGGUUGCCUCCAUGAUGAGGGUCUGAUGGCUUGCAGGUUGCUCGUGGUCAGCGGAACGCUUCAAGAAUCCGAAAUGCUCUCUAGUACAGAAAUUGCUUUGCGUCAAGUCUCAAAUUCAGAAGCCAAUUGACAAUGCUAAGAACAAGGUACCGGGUAACUCGUUUUGCCCAAACAUUUACGUGUAGGAAGAUCAAAAUAUGUAGUUAGUAGGCAUAAGAAUAUUUUGAGUACUGGGCGGAACAUAAUGUAAACUCCGUGAAAUUAAAAGUUUUUGUGUAAGGUUGUCAGUAAGCCAGACAUGAACGAAAAAAAGUCCGUUCCAAAUACAUAUAUAUCCAAACAUUAUUAUUCUCGUCAAACAAUUUCCUCAUAAAUCAGUAGCCCUAGUGAAUAACGAGCAGUUGUUUGUAAAUUCUUCAUCACGAUAAAUCUUUCGUAUUAGUAAAAAUACAGUGGGAUAAAAAGUUAUAGAUCCUAGCGAGUUGGCCGCGAGCCAAUCACCGCCCACCCAGAACAUGUGGAUUGUGGAGUUACGACAUGCUUCGAUAUUGCCAUAGUUUAUACCUUUCAAUAAUACUGUAAAUUAGAAUUUAUUACUGUAAGUCAUUGCUGGAUAAGAUAUUGGGAUCAACUGCCCGAUGUAGUUACUUCAAUAACUAGAUUAUUGUUUUUGUAAAUAGUACUCAAACGAUUCGUCUCGAGUGAAUCUGAAAGAUUAUCUGUGAUUUUCAAUUAAGUUCAUAGAACUAUACCAUUUUAUAUUUACUAUAUUGUGCGAUGAGAGACUUGAGUCUCGUUGUGAUAAGUUAUUUUUAAUGUAACCUAGUAAGUUUCUAGUUAAGUCACCUGUUAAGAUAAACGUCUGGAUAAAAGCGAUAUUAAAACACUUACCAUAG